Molecule: messenger RNA, 3176 nt
Organism: Pungitius pungitius (ninespine stickleback)
Lineage: Eukaryota; Metazoa; Chordata; Actinopteri; Perciformes; Gasterosteidae
Gene: cpeb1b
Product: cytoplasmic polyadenylation element binding protein 1b
Exons: 12
Coding region: 104-1885 (593 amino acids)
Biological process (GO): negative regulation of cytoplasmic translation
Cellular component (GO): cytoplasm; neuron projection; synapse
Molecular function (GO): mRNA 3'-UTR binding; translation factor activity, RNA binding; ribosome binding
Source: RefSeq, a predicted model, not a curated record
AAUUGAGCCUAAUUGUCCGGCUAGCAGCGUCUCUUAAAUAUGGCUUCUCCUCGGUGCAGGCGGGUGUAACCGGGACAUUUCUCACAAGCAGUCAGUCCACAUCAUGGCGUUUUCUCUGAGAAACGAAGCCCACAGGCCGGACAGCCCGGACCCUGAGGCCCCCGCCCUGUCCACCUGCAGCAACGCGGACAUCUUCCGCAGGAUGAACACCAUGCUGGGCAACGCUCUGGAUUUCAGCGGUGUGUGCACCACCCCCACCAGCCACAACCACCCCCACCCCCUCCACCACCACCACCACCACCACAAGGGGAAGCCAGACCUGCUGUGUGAGUCGGAGCUGGCAGCGGUGGGCAGCAGGAGGAUGCUCUACCCCAACAGCGGCGGCGGCGGCGGCGUGCCCGCCUCCCGGGACGCGCAGCCCUCCAGGCCCCCCCCCGGCGUCACGGACCUGGGCCUCGGCCUCCAGUCCCUCCGGCUGUCGGGCUGGGACCGACCGUGGAGCAGCCAGGACACGGAGGCGCUCCACUCCCCCUCCCAGGUCCACUCCAGCUCGCCCUCCAUGCUGGGUAUCCUCAACAGCCCCUUCAGCAGCAUCCUGGGGAAGCCCCACGGCUACCUGCCCCCCGACUCCAUGAGCAUGACGGCCGACUUCCUGGAGAAGUUCCCCAGCAUGGCGCGCAUGGCCAGCCGCCUGGACUCCAGCUCGCUGCUGGACUCCCGCUCCAGCAGCCCGGAGGACUCGGAGACCAGCGGCUUCAGCUCCGGGUCGGACCACCUCUGUGACAUGCUGUCGACUCUGCGUAUUUCCCCCCCGCUGCCUUACCUGGCCUCCAGCAUGCAGAAGGAUCUCCUGCGCCUCAGCUCCCGUCUGGACCCGCAGGACUCCAGCUCUCCCUUGACCCCCCCUUCCAGCGCCAGCCCCACCUCCACCAUCUCCCGCCGCUGGCGCAGCGCCUCCCCCUGGCCGGGGGCGGAGCUGCUGGACCAGUCGGAUGACACCUUCAGCAUCGAGAGGGAGGCUCGUCUGCACAGACAGGCUGCAGCGGUCAACGAGGCCACGUUCACCUGGAGCGGUCAGCUGCCCCCCAGGAACAACAAGGACCCCCUGUACUCCUGCAAGGUCUUCCUCGGCGGCGUUCCCUGGGACAUCACGGAAGCCGGCCUGAUCAACACCUUCAGCGGUUACGGCCCUCUGACGGUGGAGUGGCCCGGUAAGGACGGGAAGCACCCGCGCUGUCCUCCCAAAGGUAAUGUGGCUAAAGGCUACGUUUACCUGGUGUUUGAGAACGAGAAGUCUGUGCGCGCUUUGCUGCACGCCUGCUCUCAGGACCCGUUCCACCCCGAGGACAACCGAGAGUACUACUUCAAGAUGUCCAGCCGCAGGAUGCGCUGCAAAGACGUGCAGGUGAUCCCCUGGGUGAUCUCCGACAGCAACUACGUGCGCUGCCCGGCUCAGCGCCUGGACCCCAGCAAGACGGUGUUCGUGGGCGCGCUGCACGGCAUGCUGAAUGCCGAGGCGCUCGCCAGCAUCAUGAACGACCUGUUCGGGGGGGUCAUGUACGCCGGCAUCGACACGGACAAGCACAAGUACCCCAUAGGCUCUGGACGUGUGACCUUUAACAACCAGCGCAGCUACCUGAAGGCCGUGUGCGCCGCGUUUGUGGAGAUCAAAACCCCCAAGUUUACAAAGAAGGUCCAGAUCGACCCGUACCUGGAGGACUCCAUGUGUCAAGUUUGCCUUCGCCAACCCGGGCCUUUCUUCUGCAGAGACCAGGCCUGCUUCAAGUACUACUGCCGCUCCUGCUGGCACUGGCAGCACUCCAUGGACAUCCUGAGCAACCACCGGCCUCUGAUGCGCAACCAGAAGAACCGCGACUCCAGCUAGAGCCCGGCCUGCAGGGCCAGAGAGUAGAAGAGCCCCUUCCCCCCUUAUGACGGGGCGGGGGGGGGCCCGAGGCUGCCGGCCAAGGACAGGGAGCACGUGUGUCUGAUGUCUCUCAGCACGGGGGGGGGGGCACCGUGGCACGCCACCAGGCACUGGGGGGGGUCACUGUAGAGAAAUGUUCACUUUUUGCACUUUUUUGCUACAUUUUUGCUGUUCACAGUGGGCUUUGCACAGUGACCUUGUUGGGUGGGGGGGCGGCGGGGGAAGGGUGACAAGACAAGGGUGCCCUUCACACUUAUGCAUUUUUGUUUUUGUUUUUCUUCCCCAAACUCUCGGCGUCGGCCCGAGUGAGACGUUUAUUUUUUUGUUGCAUAGUGAAGAGCAGCCACGCGAGUCUCGUCUCAAACGCCAUUCAGUGCCUUUGACUUUAUUUUUCUCCCCCUCCACCGCCCCCCCCCCCCCUCCGAACCGCCAGUUGGCGUCUUUUUUUUUUCCUCCUGUGCAAGCAAACUGAUUCUUACUUUUUGGGACGUGAAUGUUGGGCUUCAUUUAACUAGUCGCAUUUCAGACAUUUUUACGCAGUUUUUUACUAAUUUGUACACAAACGGUUUUAAGUCAUGACAUGAACAUCUUUGAACAAUUCUACCAGGCGGCUGCUUUUUUGGGGAAAACCCCUUUUAUUUUUUUCUCAUACAAUUUUUCCAUUUUUUUUUUUUCCUUUUUAAUUUGCCCUCCCAAAUUUCAACCGAAUGGGCACAAAAUGUUGUAAGAACUACUUUAACUUUGUUCCAGUUAUAUUAAAUGUAAGUAACCAGAGUACUGGAUACGCCUCAACCUGGGCUGUCCGUCACUUCCAGCCCGACGGACCCGUUGAGACUCGAGCGAAUGAGCAUUUCAUUGUACAUGGUUUGGGUUCCUUUGGAGCACUUUUUAAUUUGCACGUGUGGAGGUGGCAGUGGUUUUUAAUCACUUUUGUACAUCAGCAGGGGGGGACGCGCCUUUAUUUUGUUAAAACAGCUGCUAGUUUCCUGUUGAAUGUAAGAACUUCCAUUGAGCUGAUGACCUGAUGGAUCUGGAGCUUGAGUAGACCCGGUCAGCGCUUUCUGGUCCCGUUCCUGUUCCAGUCGGGACGCUGAUGCGUAACGGGCUCGUCCCGCUGAGCUCGUUGUCUUUUGGCCCGGCUGCUUUUUAGAGUUUUGAAAGUCUACCUCAUUGUGGUCUGCCAGGUUUGCUGCUACUUCCAGCUGUGGAGUUUGUUCCGAUUGGGCACAAUAAAGGUGUUUAAGCAUUA